AUGACCAAGCUCGUCUACAUCGCGCUGGUGUUGGCCUGUGCCACUCUGACCAUCGUCCAUGGUCAGUACAAGACGGACGUACAGUGCACAACUCUGAACGAAUGCAUCUGCAAGCUGCCGCAGAUCAUUGGUGCGGUCGCAGGUCGCAAGGCAACCGCCAACAUCCGCAACCCGACCAACGGCCAGACGUAUGUGGUAGACCUCUCUAAGCCAUCGCAGGCCGUCACUGAGUACUGCAGCAAGGUGAAGCAGGGUCUAAAGCCCGCACUACCGUUCAAACCAGUGAACGUGGCCAAACUUGACCAGAUCAAAGCCCUUUUGAGCCAACGAGCUACGGCUAUGAAGGGUUAA
This is a messenger RNA of Anopheles nili, 351 nucleotides long. RefSeq lists its product as uncharacterized. The record is from RefSeq and is a predicted model, not a curated record. Lineage: Eukaryota; Metazoa; Arthropoda; Insecta; Diptera; Culicidae. The transcript is spliced from 2 exons. The coding region runs from base 1 to 351 and encodes 116 amino acids.